UCGGACGCUCUUAAACGGGCCGAAAAACUUCCUCCUAUCCGUGCUAUAAUCGCAAUAAUUUGAUAUCGUUGAUCCGAUUACGCGUCAUAACUUGGCGUCGAAGAGGAGAGAGAAGAGAGGAGAGGAGUGGAGAGGAGAGGAGAGGUGAGGUGAGGUGAAAGGCAAGGAGAGAAAGAGAAGAGAAGUCCGUUUUGCGCUCGUCGAAGCUAACAUCGAAGCCAAGAUCGUUCUCCAGCCGUUUGCCCACGGCCUUAUACGAUAUCGUCUUAACCAACGAUUUAUCCGAUGUGAAAGCCACGCGCUUUGAUAUUUCGUACACAUUGCUUAGUGAAGGGGGGUCGGAUAGUCGGUCGGUUGGUUGGUUGGUUGGUCGGUCGGUCGGUCGGUCGGUCGAGUCUGAAGUACCGGGGAAAAAGGAGAAGGGUCUUUUCUCAUCCCACCUGGUUCUGCAAUUUACGUUCGACGUCGUCCUUGCCGUCGUCAUCUUUGCCGUCGCAGGAGCGCGCCCGCGCCGAAAGGCGCGCUCCCUUCGAGCAUCUUUGAGUUCACGACUUUUCCCGCGCAAUCUAACUAACAAUCUUCUUAUCCAAAGGCCGUAUAAGUUACGUGAUAUAUCCACGUUUUAAGUAAUCGUAGAUGUUCACAGUGUGAGAUUAAUACCGUGAUUUACUGGAUCGAUUCUCCUUAACGAUCGAUCGGAAUUUUCAAAGGGUAGAGAAUGGGAGAAGAAAGGGUUGCAUUUCCUUUCAAGGAUUGAAGAGGAAAGUGGUGCUUGUUCGAACGAUUAUUAUCCUGUCUUAUUAUCGGAACGAGAGGAAAAUAUAUAAAGCUGAAAAUAAAGAACAGUGUGAUUAUAAUCGGAUAAAAAGGAGAUAAAAUCUAAAAUAAUAAUGGAUUACUCGUAUUUGAAUCAAGCUGCGGCUGCCGCGGCCGCCGGCUUCGAAGCGUCCAGUUGCGCGUUGGCCGCGAGCGAGAUGCAAUGCGGUUAUGGGGAUCUGAGCUCGUGUUCGCAAAUGAGCCAAGCGGCGUAUCGGUACACGGCAGCAAGGGCCGCCGGAUACUCGACGAAUGCCGGUUCGGCUAGUGGUGGGGGAAGCGCGGGUCCACUCGGGGCCCAUCAUGCCUCGCAUCCUCAUGCUCAUCCACAUCAUGGGGCCCAUGCGACUCCGUGCUCCGUAAUGGCGGCCAGAUCGCAGGACGUUCAUCGGCACGCUGCCUCCAUCUUUCCUUCCGCUAUUAAUCUCCAAGGAGGAUUAGGAUACAAACCGUAUACGGGACACGAUGGUCUUGCGGAAAAGCGGAAACAACGGCGCAUACGGACGACGUUUACGUCGGCCCAACUUAAAGAAUUGGAGCGUGCCUUUCAAGAAACUCACUAUCCGGAUAUUUACACCAGAGAAGAGAUCGCUAUGAAAAUAGAUUUAACGGAAGCCAGAGUGCAGGUAUGGUUCCAAAAUCGCCGGGCAAAAUUUCGGAAACAGGAAAGACUGGCCCAACAAAAGUCAUCAUCCCAAGGUGGAAUCGGUGGUGAUAGUGGUGCUUCAAGUCCAGUUGCUGGAAACGUCAAAGCCGAGGGACGUUCUCCGAGAAGUCCUGCGACACCACCAGUUGGCUCGAACGGUAGUGUCUUACCAUCGAACGAAGUCAAGCCUGUCGCUAAUCCUAAUUUGGUUAAUGUGAAACAUACACCAGACGGUAACGGAGAAAAUAGCUCACCUAGCGCUCGUGUAAACAGUGGAGGUGGUACGUGGGGUUCAUGCAGUCCAAGACCUUUCUCCACGGCGUUACCUUCUUAUUUGUUGGAUCCCCUACCUUUGAAAACCGGAAAUCUUUAUUAAUUUCUCAUUUAAUUUAGAAGGUUACGGUAAGCCGACAAAUUCGUGUAAAUAUAUAAGAGUAUCGUUUUAUCGGACUGGUUGAACGAGAAUUAUCGGUGUGAUAUGUGAAUGCAAGAGUGGUCAUUAACGUUAGAAUUAUUUUUUUUCGGUCCUAGGCUGGAGAAAAGAUUUAUGACGGCAUCUCAAAAUUAUUAUUAUUAUUAUUAUUAUUGAAAUGCGCUGACAAAGCGUAUAGAUUCGAUCGAUUUCCAAGACAUUAACAAACAAUU
Messenger RNA from Polistes canadensis, 2107 nucleotides. RefSeq names its product paired mesoderm homeobox protein 2A-like. The record is from RefSeq and is a predicted model, not a curated record. NCBI's taxonomy places the organism in Eukaryota, Metazoa, Arthropoda, Insecta, Hymenoptera, Vespidae. Gene Ontology annotation, biological process: regulation of transcription by RNA polymerase II. Gene Ontology annotation, molecular function: RNA polymerase II transcription regulatory region sequence-specific DNA binding; DNA-binding transcription factor activity, RNA polymerase II-specific. The coding region runs from base 891 to 1838 and encodes 315 amino acids. The transcript has 3 exons.